AUGGGCCGGAAGCAUGCACCACAGCCGCUGACGCUGUCUGAAUCUCAAGCCUCCUCCGACCAGCCUGAAGACGUGCCGCGCUCUGCUGAAACCCUCGCCUCUGCCGUUCCUCCAAGCGCUGGCUCUAAAUCGCAAUCCUCUCCCAGAUCUCCGCGCUCUCCCUUUAGGUUCACUCCGAAAAGGCCCAGCGCAAGUGGCAAGCAGUCUCUUCAGUUGACCGACGAGCAUCGAAACUUUCAAGACCAAGACGACGACGACGACCUCGAGCAGUAUCAAGCCAUCUCCUCCGCCCUCCACCGCGCCUCCGAAGACACGCCCCCUCGCCAGCAUCAUCAGCACAACCCCAUCAGCCCUCGUCAACAACAGCACCGCCCCGACGAGCCAUCCCGAAGACCCUCCAAGGCCGCCGGCUUCUUCUUCAAUUUCACAAAGUCUGCCAACAAAUCGUCCCAUUCUCUCGUCUCCCCCGCGCAGUCGCCCUCACACCCUCAGCGCCAGCACCAGCAACACCAACAGAGCCCGAUCCAGUACCCUGACUCGAGAGGCGAAACAGAUCCGUCCUAUGCUGAGCACUCCGUCCAAAAGCCCGCACCCACCCUGCCGUCCCGUUCCGACGUGUCUUUAGCCUCUGCUGCCGACUACGAUACUUCUCCCGCCCAACCCUCCUCGUCCAAGAAGUCCAAAUCGAAGCCAUUUGGUCUCUUGAGCCGCAGCAAGUCGCUUCGCGACAAGGACGGCUCAAGCUCUCGAGACAAGCAACCCAGCCCUGUGCCCGUAACGAUUGUCGAACCCGAACCGUCGCAUACCUCGACGAGCCGUAAUCACUCACUCAACAAUACCAACACUGGACCCGACAGAUCUGCCAGAGAAAUGGUGAACUCUACCGGGCGGAAUCGCUCGGAAGACCGCGCGUCGCCCCGGGAAAUGAGCCACAAGGACAACCAUAGGGAAAAGGACCACCACCCUCGGCAAAACUCGUCUUCGCAAAAUGGUGGCUUUUUCGGAGGACUAAAGAGUGGCAGAGACAUUAUUAGCAACCGGUUAUUCGGCAAGGGUGGCCGUAGUGGAAGCACGACGGAGAGGGAGCCUGUCAUUGACGACGAGCACUACACGCUCAAGACAAUCAACCUGCCUCUCGUCGAACAAACGCGCCGCACACGCAUCUCGAAGCGCUUGGAGGAUUCAAGAGACAAGACGGAGUUUUGGAUGCCAGCGUUCCCGUGGCGCGCGAUCGACUACUUGAACUAUAAGGGCUGUGAUGUGGAAGGCUUAUAUCGUGUGCCUGGCAGCGGGCCGCAGAUCAAGAAGUGGCAGAGGAAGUUCGACGAAGAGUACGAUGUAAACCUCUUCGAGCAGCCGGACCUCUACGACAUUAACAUUAUAGGCUCCAUGCUCAAGGCUUGGCUGAGAGAGCUUCCCGAUGAGCUAUUCCCGAAGGCAGCCCAGGAAAGAGUUGCGAGGGAAUGCGCCGGCUACGAGACUGUGCCCCCACUAUUGGUCGAAGAGCUGUCGAACCUCUCGCCAUUCAACUACUACCUUCUUUUCGCAAUCACCUGCCACCUCAGUCUGCUCCUAGCGCACUCCGACAAGAAUAAGAUGGACUUUAGGAAUCUCUGCAUUUGCUUCCAGCCAUGCAUGAAGAUUGACGCAUUCUGUUUCAGAUUCUUGGUCUGUGACUGGCGCGACUGCUGGAAGGGCUGCAAGAACGAGGCAAAGUUCAUUGAGCAGGAAUAUCAAUUGUUCGACCAGCCACCCCCAAGAGGCCUCUCGGAACCGCGCAAGCCCUCUCGUGAGACGAGCGAGGAGCCUGCAGCUCCUGCAGCGCAGGAAGAACCCAUUCCUACUACGUUGGACGACAGGGCGGGAUCGUUUUCGGAAAGCAGUAAGCAGUCCAGCGCUGUCACCGAGCAUCAGACCAAGGAGAAAGACAGACGGCUAAAAAAAAAGCCCCUCCAACUUUCUGAGUCGAACGGCAGCGUCGCAUCCAACUCGACGAUGGGUACGACGCUGACAAUUGACAGCGGCCGUGAGCCGCGGGGUUCGAACGACUUGCGGCCCUUGUCACCCAUCAAACCUCUUUCACCACUCGGCUUCUAA
This is a messenger RNA of Colletotrichum fioriniae, 2097 nucleotides long. NCBI's taxonomy places the organism in Eukaryota, Fungi, Ascomycota, Sordariomycetes, Glomerellales, Glomerellaceae. The record is from RefSeq and is a predicted model, not a curated record.